AUGCCGUUUGGUCUAAACAAAUGCACCUCUGAUUUAACAGCAUGUGACCAACGAUUGCCUGUGGGUAUUCAAGAGGAGGCGGAAGUAGACCGAAAAGUUCUGGAUUGCUUGAAUUUGGACCCCCAGGAUGACGGACCUCCAGGGUGUGGCGCCCCAGGGUGUACAGGCUGUGAGAACGACCAUUCGCCUCGAUCGUUGCCGACCUUGGCAGAUCAAAUGACGGUGUUCAAAAGGAACAUUCCUGCUCCGACGCAGAUGUCACCUGUCCUAGGACGCAGCUCGUUUAUCGAUGAUACCGCACAUGGCGCACCGAGUUGGGACGCAUUGUGUGCUGAUUUGGACGCCUUGUGGUACAGGCUGCGGUAUUGGAAUAUCUCAUUUGCCGAAGAGCGAGUUCGGGAUCCGAAUUUGGGUCAUGAGAUUAGUGCUGAGGGAAUCAGGGCAACACCGAAGAUCGCUAAGGGUGUUCAGGAUUUACCAUUCCCAACGACAAUGAAGGGGGUACAAUCCUUGUUGGGCAGCCUGAACUACUACCACAAAUUCAUCGAGGACUAUCCCAUGAUCGCAGCCUCCAUGUAUGAACACUCAGAUGACCAAGUGCGUUCAGGCCGAGAUUUGUUCAGAGCAAAGCAAGCGUUUGAAAUCCUGAAGCACAUGAUCGUGUCGACCCCGGUAUUGAGGCGUCCUGACAGGACCAAGCCGUUUGUUAUCAUACCCCAUGCAAAUCAAUGGGCUGUCUGCGCAGUCCUGGGCCAAGAACAUGACGUCUUAAUCCAGCCAGUGCGUUUCACAGGGCACGUCCUCCACGAUGCAGAAUUGAGAUAUCGAAUAGCGAAAAAAGAGGUCUUCGCCGUGUUGAGAGUGCUGCAAGUGUUCAAAACACUCAUUCAGGGUCUCAUCGCGUAUACCAGACACUCAGUAUUGAAGUGGAUCAUGAAGUCCAAACCUGCAGAUGGGAGGUGUGUGCCCUGGGGCGUUUUACUUUCGCAAUGGAAUCUGGACAUCCGGAAAACCCAACGAGACGAUGACGGCAUUACGCCCCGAGAGCAUCUGGAUAAAGUCGCCGAGGAACUCAUCCCCACCAUAGGAGGUGCGAAACCACCCCCGACAUCUACUCGACAGGGUAGCUGUGGAUGCAUUUUGUGGGAACUCACUGGUUGGAAAAUCCUGGAUGCACAAGGUUUUAUCCUGGAGGACGUCACUGUAAACGACGCCGAGUACUGUGGGCUCUUGAAUGGCCUAACAAUGGCGCGGGUCAGAGGCGUUCGAGAUCUGAUCGCGGUGGGUAACUCAAGAAUCGUCAUCCAGCAGGUACAAGGACUGAUCCACUGCAAUCAGCCCAAUUUGCAGAUGCGAUUGGCCAGUUGUGAAGCACUGAAAACGAAGUUCGAUUCGGUGAGAAUAGUACACGUCAAGCGAGAUUUCAACCAGGCGGCGGACUAUUUGACUUCCAAGACAUUGUUGCUCGGAAGAUCCUGGAGUGUCCAAGAAGACGGAGAACGUCAACACCUGGAACGAGUACCUAAAAUUCAAGAGAAGUUGAUGAAGUCAGCAGAAGUUUGCCCAGUGGUUAGGCAUUCAGGACUGGUAGCCAUCCAGGAUGGAGAAAACUAUUCAGAUGCCCCUGAAUAUCCCUCCGCCCUGGAUGUCAUGGCGGCUACGCUGCCAUGUGCAGCCAAAAUCGUGGCUGCCGUGACACGAGCUAGUGUCCGAGACAGACGGGUGUCCUCGGGGCCCCUCGACCCUCUAGAGUAUCAACGCGAGAGAUGGCGGUGUAUUAAGGUGCGCCAGGAACAAGACGAAUACCUGUGCGAUCUAAGAGAUUUCCUGAACGGAGAAGUCGAUCGUUUCACGCUUCCCCAGUUGCGAAAGAUCGCAAAGGUCGCAGACAUGUUCGCCCUGGAUGCCCGAGGUGUGCUGUAUCGGUUAGCCCAGUCCACCCGCGACAGACCUCGAGAUGCCCAGGACGAAUUUCUCCUGGUACCCUGA
Messenger RNA from Phytophthora megakarya, 1989 nucleotides. The record is from the annotation of a GenBank genome assembly. NCBI's taxonomy places the organism in Eukaryota, Oomycota, Peronosporomycetes, Peronosporales, Peronosporaceae.